Nymphaea colorata (pocket water lily) is the source of this 1041-nucleotide messenger RNA. RefSeq lists its product as uncharacterized. Gene Ontology annotation, biological process: protein catabolic process in the vacuole; proteasome-mediated ubiquitin-dependent protein catabolic process; protein targeting to vacuole. Lineage: Eukaryota; Viridiplantae; Streptophyta; Magnoliopsida; Nymphaeales; Nymphaeaceae. Bases 5 to 748 code for a protein of 247 amino acids. The record is from RefSeq and is a predicted model, not a curated record. Gene Ontology annotation, cellular component: extrinsic component of membrane; GID complex. The transcript is spliced from 8 exons.
UGAAAUGACAUUUUGCUUUCGAAGGUAUACGUCCGGCAAGGCAACCCUGUGGAGCCGUCGAAGAAAGUGGAAGGAACAGGAGAGACGAAUCGGCAUCUCCAGGAUGCCGGUCAGAGUGGCGGAGAAUUUGCCUCCCGCUCAAGUUUCAGGUGCAAAUUCUGGACAUUCUCUUCCUCCAGCUUGCUCCCUUUUGUCUGUAGGACAAGCUUUUUCAGGAACUCAAAAUGUGUCCAAUGUGUUGAAAGAUGAGGCAUGGAGGGUGAAUGUGAGGAUACAAGGUUGUGAUUUUGAGCAUGGCUAUCUAUGUGGCACAAUGGAAGCUUUAAACGUGCCAUUAGCAGAUACACCGGUGGUCACAUUCUGGGAAGGAGAGAUUGUGGACAACAAGAACUAUACAUUUUACACUGGGAAGUGGGAAGCAACGCCACAGAAUGAUGUGCGGCACUGGUCUAAGUUUAACUCAUUUAUGCCCCUUUUGAACCAAGUAGAGGCUGAUGGUGGUAAAUCACUGGACCUGAGUAACUACCCAUACAUUUUUAUGAGAUGGAAAGAGCAAUACUUUGUGAAUGUGGGAAAAGACUGCGGCCUAACUAUAGCCGGUUUCUACUACGUCUGUUUCUCAUGCAGCGACGGGUCUAUCAGUGGCUUCUAUUACGACCCUCAUAGCAGCCCAUUUCAGAAGCUAGAACUGAAGGCAACAUGUGAAGGCAGGUCUGGCUUCAGCUUUUCAUCUUACCAAUUACAGUAGUACAACGCUCGAGAGUUGGAUGAAGAAUCUAUCAAUGGACUUCAGCUUACCGUUGUAUCGCCCUCAAUUUACACAUUACAGUGGAAAAAGAAUUAAUGUUAACACAAAUGUUGUGAGAUAUAUAAUUUGAUCUUUCUGUCUAUCAACUCAAUGGUUAAAACUUACAACAUGCAAGAGAAAUACCGUGUGUACAUGAUGAGAUCAUCUCAUGAUCCUAGUGUUUCUACUGGGUUGUAAAUUGAUCUUUCUGGACGUCUUUCCAUAUAAGGCUGUUAAAUAUGCUUUAAUGUUUU